This is a messenger RNA of Aspergillus versicolor CBS 583.65, 2561 nucleotides long. Its product is annotated as bZIP transcription factor. Gene Ontology annotation, molecular function: DNA-binding transcription factor activity. Gene Ontology annotation, biological process: regulation of DNA-templated transcription. The transcript has 2 exons. The record is from RefSeq and is a predicted model, not a curated record. The coding region runs from base 385 to 2235 and encodes 616 amino acids. NCBI's taxonomy places the organism in Eukaryota, Fungi, Ascomycota, Eurotiomycetes, Eurotiales, Aspergillaceae.
CGCCCGACCAUCCUUGGUUGAUCUUCAAGCAAUUCCCACCACCUGGCCCUGUUUGUUUCUCCAUCUUGCCUUCCCAUCGACCCUUUAUUAUUAUCCAUCUCUCCUGUCUACUUCGGUCUCGACUCAUUUUCUCCUCGAUUUGGUUCAUUCUUUCGUUGAACCUCACACAACUCGAAACACCCCCUCUUUCUCCCUUUCUUCGACCUCGCUCACCCCUGUCCAACUCGGUCGCUCGCUUUACCCGUGCAUCCCCCUACGACCGACUUCUUCAUCCAACCUCGACGAGAAUCCUAUUCUGAUUCUCGUCAAAAAAGAUUCGGACGCUACUAAGCGGUUAUAUAAUUCACAGUUCAUAAUCUCUAGAGGCUACAGCCUAUCCUCGACAUGGCCGCCCUCGCGGAACAUCCGGUUGUCGCUCAGACGUCUUACGACCAAGACCUCGACACCUUCAUCAACCUCGACCAACUCAGCUACACUCCUUCAGAACCAGCCCGAUCGAAAAUUGGUUUAACAUCACAGCCGUCUUUGCCUAAUUCGGAGUUGGUUUCUAGCGAUGCACGAAGUGCCAGCUUUGCCUCGUCCAGUCAAUCACCGGUCGCAUUUCCCGCCCCUAGUCAUCAAUAUGACGAGCACAAGCAACAGACAGGUCUCCCACCAGGUGCCCUGGCACAAGCCAUCCCCUUCAGCCAAAUGCCUCAGAUGGGAUAUGGUGGUGCAAGCCCCGGUUUCGCUAUGAACGGCGACAUGUUCCAACCUCAGAUCAAGCGUGACGAAGCGCCCCUUGACUUCAACUCCACCCCAACUCGAAACCUAUCAGAGAUGGACCUUGAGGCUGACGGCAACAUGAACACUGUGGCUGGAUAUUUUGUUUCACCAAAUGCCAACAAGAACCAAUUUGUGGACCCUAAUGCCCUUGGGGGACAAGAGGUCGUUCCCAUGGGAUCGUCCACCCAAGUUGGACGCAUGUACCCUGGUAUGCACCAGCAAGCUGCCAUGGCGAAGGCAGCUCAACAGCAGAGACAGCACGACAUGCUCCGCCAACAGCAGCAACAACAGGAACAACUCCAACAGCAACGCAACAACGCCACUCCCCAGGCACAACAGCCCCAGGCCUCAAACGCCGUGGUUGAGGAACGGAUCUCGCGCCUCUUGCAACAAAUGAAGUCGGCUUCUGGAAGCCCCUCAGAGUCUCCCUCUCCGUCUGCCGGUGGUCAUUUGUCAAAGUCCAAGAAGGAUGAGCAGGACAUGGAUGAGGAUGAGAGACUUCUCGCUAGCGAGGAGGGCAAGAAACUGAGCAGCAAGGAGCGCCGGCAGCUCCGCAACAAGGUUUCUGCUCGUGCCUUCAGGUCUCGGAGAAAAGAAUACAUCGGCCAGCUGGAAAGCGAAGUGGCCCAGAGAACUGAUGAAGCCAACCAACUACGAGUUCAGAACCGUGCUCUCUAUGAGGAAAACGCUCGUCUUACCGAUCUUGCUCGUACACUUUUGUCGUCGCCAAACUUCUCCCAGUUUCUCGACGAGAUGAACACCAAUGGUCUUCCCAGCGGCCAAGCGCAGCUAUCGCAACAGCCUCAGCAAUCGCAGCCGCAGGUACAGCAGCAGCAAGUCCAGCAGCCGCAGCCUCCGGCCAUGUCGCAAGCUCCGAUGCAGCAAGGGAACAUUCCCAAAGAGCCAGCUGCCAACCAUGGCCAGCAGGAAUUUCAAAUGCAACAACAAAACUCUCAGAUGGGAAUGAUGAUGGUCCCUAGCCAAGGUCUUGAUGUGUCUUCAAUGAACAUGAACAACGGUGGCUGGAACACUGGAAUUGAUGUCAACUUCGCCAACGCCCCGGUUUUUGCUGUCCUGGAAGUCCCUGAGCCUCCUGUCGACACUGAGAUCCUUUCUGGCAAAUCGACCGGCCUGGACGGCCUGAAUUACGCCGAAGCUCCUAGUACCAAGGAUGUUCCGCUCGCCGACCGCUUCCCCGAAGAACAACCCACCGUCGAUGCUGGGGACUUGAACGUGGAGGUUGAUGAAUCUGACCCCGUUCUUGCACUUUUUGCCGACCAGCCCAAGCAGUCCGUGUCACAAAUCCCCGAAGACUCAUCUUUCAACGGUAUCGAGUCUAGCAAACCGCCCGCCUACGAGAUUGUCGUUGAGAGCGACUCCAAGGCUGAUGCCAACCGACUUACUUCCCUCUGCAGUAGCAUGGAAGAUGCAUUCCAACGCGUUUCCAUGCUCACCGCUCAUCUUCAAUGAUUCCCCAUAUUGCAUUGCAUAUUCACUUGAGAUUGUAAAAUGCCCUGUUCUUGGAUUUAUUCUCUUUGUCCCACUUCCCCGUUCGUGCUUCCAGUCCUCAGCACUGCUUCGACAUGUAGACCAAUACGUUUCCUUUGUCAACGAUUCGAGUUAUUCUCGAAAAUACUUUUCUAUUCUGCUCUGUUACCGCCGUUUUGUUACUUUUCUCUUAUAUUCUGGUGUUGGGAAUGGUCCGGUGCGUUUUGGGCUGGGUUUAUCAAAUUUGUCUUGGGUAACUGGUAGCGAUCAACCCUGGUCAGGGACCUGGAUGACUAUAGAAAGCAAUG